GAAGACUAUGAUUGCGAAUAGACAACAAACAAGGUGGUGCCAUCGAUCGCUGGUCACUUUCCUUCUCCUGGCUGUGGGACUUUGCCAAGGAUCGGAACUAUAUUUUCCCCAGCCCGAAGGACGCGUGGUGGGUGGUACAGCGGCGGCGGCGAAUAGUGCUCCUUAUAUAGUGUCUAUGCAAUACGGUGGAACCCAUUAUUGUGCUGCCAGCAUCCUGAAUACCAACUGGUUGGUAACUGCUGCUCACUGUCUGGCCAAUAGAAACCAGGUUCUGGGAAGUACCCUCGUUGCGGGAAGCAUUGCGGUGGCCGGGACAGCGAGCACCACCCAAAAGCGGCAAAUCACCCACUUUGUGAUCAAUGAUCUUUACACUGGAGGAACAGUACCCUAUGACAUCGGACUGAUCUACACGCCCACCGCCUUCGUUUGGACCGCUGCAGUGGCACCUGUCAAGCUACCCUCCUCCGGAGUGAGGCCCACUGGCUCUGCUGACCUCUUCGGUUGGGGCAGCACCAGCAAAACUAACAGCCCCUCGUAUCCCAAGACCCUUCAGGAGGUGAAGAACAUUCCCAUCAUAAGCCUUGACUCUUGUGCGACGGCAUUGGGCACCAAGGGCCAGGAUGUCCACACCACGAAUUUGUGCACGGGUCCUCUCACCGGCGGCACCAGCUUUUGCACCUCGGAUUCGGGAGGUCCUCUGGUUCAGGGAAAUGUCCUCAUCGGCAUAGUGUCCUGGGGAAAGCUGCCAUGCGGUCAGCCCAACUCGCCUUCUGUUUAUGUGCAGGUCUCCUCGUUCACUUCCUGGAUAGCUGCGAACCAGAAGAUAUGAAUUAUUCUGAAAUGUAUCUUCAAUAAAACACUGUUUAAUAAAAAGCAAAGGCACGUACAUUACGAAAAGAAGACUUUGAGAAAUCGAAUAAGUAAAG
This is a messenger RNA of Drosophila subpulchrella, 926 nucleotides long. Its product is annotated as trypsin delta-like. The record is from RefSeq and is a predicted model, not a curated record. Gene Ontology annotation, molecular function: serine-type endopeptidase activity. NCBI's taxonomy places the organism in Eukaryota, Metazoa, Arthropoda, Insecta, Diptera, Drosophilidae. The coding region runs from base 8 to 829 and encodes 273 amino acids. The transcript has a single exon. Gene Ontology annotation, biological process: proteolysis.